AGCGUGGAAGCCGUGCCGGACCACGUUGGGAACUGGGAGCCGGCAUUUUGUUCCCUUUUCCCUUCUCUGUGAACCGGAAGUGGUGACCUUUGACCUUCUGCAAGCCUCACAGGCUGAGAUGCCUUUGCAAAUGGGGCUGAGGCGUUUAGGGGCAGGCUGUGCUGCGGGGAGGGUCCUGCCUGGAGGGACGAGGCUUGGCUGGGGCCUCAGACUCAGGAGGGACUCCCAAGAGCAGCCAGCAUCUCUCCAAAAAGAUAGUGUACCUAAUCGGGGGAAAUGCUCAUUAUUGGGAGCAAAUCCUAUCACAAACCCUUCAGGGUGGUCAGCCAGUCCUUCAAGAGCCCCCAGUCUUUUGUCAGGCACCAGUUUAGGGCAUCCCCAUCUGAUCCAUCAGACUGCAUCUUUCCAAGGCCUCACAUUGGAAGACAUCCAGAAAGCCAGGGAAUCUCGACCAAAGAAAGACCAGGAGAACUUGGUGAAAGUGAGACAGAAGCUUAGCGAGAGAGCCCGGGAGCGGAAAGUACCAGUUACACGUGUUGGGCGGUUUGCAAACUUCGGAGGUUUGGCUGUAGGUCUGGGACUUGGAGCCUUGGUAGAAGUGGCAAAGAACUCCUUUAAUGGGGAACAAAAGCCCAAAGAUGGCAGCUUGUUAGAAUCCAAUCCCUUCCUUUCAGAGGCCAAUGCAGAGCGGAUCGUGGACACCCUCUGCAAGAUGCGUGGAGCAGCUCUCAAAAUUGGCCAGAUGCUCAGCAUUCAAGACAACAGCUUCAUCAGCCCUCAGUUGCAGCGAAUCUUUGAGCGUGUGCGCCAGAGUGCAGACUUCAUGCCCCCCUCUCAGAUGAUGGGGGUGCUGGUAGAAGAACUGGGCACCAACUGGCAGGACAAAGUGGCCUCCUUCGAGGAAACACCCUUUGCAGCUGCCUCCAUUGGACAGGUGCACCUUGGGGUGCUGAAGGAUGGGACAGAAGUGGCAAUGAAGAUCCAGUACCCUGGCAUCGCUCAGAGCAUCAGAAGUGAUGUAGAUAACAUUUUGGCAGUACUCAAGAUGAGCGUCAUGCUCCCCGAAGGCCUCUUUGCAGACAACACCCUGCAAGUACUGCAGAAGGAGCUGGAAUGGGAGUGUGACUACAAGCGGGAAGCUGACUGUGCCAGGAGAUUCAGGCAGCUUUUGGAAGGAGACCCCUUCUUUGAGGUACCAGAGGUGAUUAAUGAGCUCUCCACCAAGAGAGUCUUAUCUAUGGAGCUGGUCGAUGGGGUUCCCUUAGAUCAGUGCCAAGCACUCAACCAGGAGAUCCGCAAUGAGAUCUGCUCACACAUCCUUCGCCUUUGUCUCCGGGAGCUGUUUGAAUUCCGCUUCAUGCAAACGGAUCCAAACUGGUCUAAUUUCUUUUAUGACGCCAAGAGACACAAGGUAACACUAUUGGACUUUGGGGCCAGCCGAGACUUCAGCAAGGAGUUCACUGACCAUUACAUUGAGGUGGUGAGAGCAGCUGCUGACGGGGACAGGGCCAAAGUCCUUCAGAAAUCCAAAGACCUCAGAUUCAUGACAGGGUUUGAGACCAAGGUGUUCGAGGAGGCGCAUGUGGACGCAGUGAUGAUCUUGGGCGAGGCCUUCUCCACCUCAGGGCCCUUUGACUUCAGCACUCAGAAUACCACUCAGUGCAUCCAGGAUCUCAUCCCGGUGAUGCUGAAGCACCGGCUGAGUCCACCACCAGAGGAGAGCUACUCCCUGCAUCGCAAGAUGGCUGGCUCCUUCCUCAUCUGUGCUCGCCUUGGAGCUGCCAUUCCCUGCCGCGAGAUGUUCGAAGAGGCCUAUGCCCGAUAUGUCACACAGGAACGGGGUGCCAUGCUGGUGGAAAGAACUUAGCAUGAGGGAACAGCCUCAUGCCUGCAAGGUGGUGCUGUCCUCAAAUGGAUCGGAAAGUUGUGAGUGAGACCAUGUCCGUUGUACAAUGAGAUUGGGUCUGAUCCUAUAGUGGACCCUUGACUGUUGGCAGAAUCUGUGCUUGCCAGUCCCCCUUUGUAUUAUCUACAGACUUGAUUCACUCCAGGACUGGACUUUGGGAUGCCUUGGCACUUACUGUCUUGGCCAUGAGAACUUCCACCAUUUGCCUCUUCUGUCUUUACACUCCAGAGCAGCUAGGACUGGCCCUAUAGGAAGGAAACUGGCAAAGGGAGAAAACUCUGUCCUCUGUAAACUGGGUGGUGUUUUGUGCAUCCUGUCUCUAAUCUGGGCAAGGGAUAUUCAAUCUGCCUUCUGAGAGGAAAUCUAACUGCUUCCAGCUCAACAUGAGUUUGCCAGUCCUGUUUGUCUUCUUUCUCCCCCAUGGCCAUGUUUCCUUACGAUCUCAAUGUAUGCCACAGCCCUUGUGGGAGAACUGCAUGUAGAACAAGGGUGGACAAUGGAGAAACUACAGGACUGCAUUAGUCCCCAGGAGAAUGCUGAACCUCCUUAUAGAAAUUUUAAAUUUGCUCCCAAAUUCCCUCUAGGGGUACAUCUUUUGACCCAUGGAGAUCACAAAAAUAGUCUUGGGGGCAAAAUGCAGCCCAUAGUAGUUUGUGCCACAGGUAAAGAUGCUGGUCACUCCCCUAAGCCAUGAAGGGAAGGAAUGUGGAGGUGGGAAUGGGAAAGAGAAAGGUUGGGCAUCUAGUUUUCAUGCUUCUAGUUCUCAUGCAACUAGUCGGAUUGGGGAGCUGAUGAUGGCACUGAAGAGCAGUCUUCCUUCAGUUUUACCAGCCCCAAAGACCACCAUCCCCUUUGCACGCAAGGCCUUCUUUUAGAUCUCCUGAUUUCCCAUGUCUCCAGGCCAUCCUCCUUGGGUGAUGCCAGAUGCUCAACCAGGAGAUCCGCAGAAAGCAAGCAAGGGGUGGAAUAGGACAGGCCAUUCAUUCCUUACGGAAUUGAUUGUCACAAGUUCAGCUGGAUAUGGUUGCUGAAAGAGACUCCCUCAUCUGAAGUAUAUUAGCUGUAGUUUAGGUAAAAUUGAAUAUCUCACUUUUAGAACGGGAUUCAAGCAUGUGUGGUCCUGUUUUGCUGGCUUUGACCCCUCCAGACUCUGGCCAAAAAGGGGGUGGCUUGUAUUUUAUGAAAAUCUGUAAAGGGUGUGGAGCCCAUGGUCAGCCAACAGUUGGUGGUUAUGCUGCUUAAGAAAGCAACCUUCCUUUUCUCUUUUUAAACUUUGGAUGUACCUGUAAAUUCAUGGAUUGUGGGUGAAGGAUAGCCAGAUCAGGCAUUUUAAUGUUAUCAAGUGUGAUGGAGAGGUGGAGAUCUGGGGCAGAAGGAUCUGUUUUAGCAGCAAAAGCAAAGGCUGAAUCUCAAGAUUGGUGGCUGGUAGUACAUAUGCAUAUCUGUUGCACUAAAUGGUGGUUAAAUAGUAAUUUGUCAUCCCUGCCAUUGAAAUUGGGAGGUGCUGGCUGGAGAGGUGGGUUGUCAGCAGACAGCUGUGUUGCAGUUUUAGGACUUUUACAUGCGGGGAAUGUGCCUGACUCAAGUGCAGUCCUGGAAUUGGACUGGUGUUUGGUUUAACCUUGUUUUUAAAGCACCCCUCCAACCCCACACUCGGUGGGAGGGCUUCCUGUUUCUGCUGAGCUUUGUGUCUCCAAUGUUAAACUUGUCGGGAAAUGUGGGAUUCGAUUUUGUAUUAUUGCAGACGGGGGCUUGGGGGGCGGCGGAUUGCGGGUGUUCUGCCCCUUCUGCCCAAAUGGAAAACAAAAUAAAUUAAUAGCUCAA
This is a messenger RNA of Sceloporus undulatus (fence lizard), 3730 nucleotides long. RefSeq names its product coenzyme Q8B (gene COQ8B). The transcript has 14 exons. Gene Ontology annotation, cellular component: extrinsic component of mitochondrial inner membrane. Gene Ontology annotation, molecular function: kinase activity. The coding region runs from base 119 to 1867 and encodes 582 amino acids. Gene Ontology annotation, biological process: ubiquinone biosynthetic process. The record is from RefSeq and is a predicted model, not a curated record. NCBI's taxonomy places the organism in Eukaryota, Metazoa, Chordata, Lepidosauria, Squamata, Phrynosomatidae.